UCUUUAAACAUCUUCCUAUCCAGCAUGGCGGCGACCUUGUGUGCAAAAUUACUACCGAAACAAGGAUGGCUUCCUCUCACUCAGAGUGUCAGACAUGGAUCCAAAGCUGUGACUCGCCACAGGAAGCCCGUUCACUUCCUGAAGCAGAAGCUGCUGGCUGUCACUCAGUACAUCCCUCCUACACGGGUCAUUCCUCCAGGGGCCUUCCCAUCAGACGCCAGCAGGGCCCCCACUAAGGAGAGUGAUUUGGUGCUACUCAUGAGGAAGGAUUUGCAGAAGGUGUUCCAGGACUGUAGGAUGCUCGCUGUGGUUCAGAACAACGCCAGUAACGCCGAGGACAUGCUCCUCCUGAAGAACCGACUCCACAAACACAACAUCUUCAUCAAGUUCUUCCCCAACCAGGUGGUGCGGUCGUUCCUGCAGGACGGUAUCUACUCCAACAUGACUCCUCUGUUCUUCGGUCCGACAGUCCUGAUUGUCUGCAAAGAGCCGAAGGUGAAGGAGAUGCUGAAGACUCUGAGAUCCAGCCCACAGAUGACGCUAAUGGGCGCCUGCAUAGACAACACACUGCUGAGCCCUCAGGGUGUGUUGAGCUACUCCAAGCUGCCGUCGGUGUCGGUGAUCCAGGGCGAGCUGGUGAGCGGUCUGACGAUGCUGACCUCACACACGGCCUCCAUGCUGCAGCAGCACCCGGCUCACCUGUCGGCUCUGCUGCAGCAGUACGUCAAACAGCAGAGCCCCGACGGAGCCGCAGAGGAGGCACCCCCAAAAGCAGAGGAAGCCACGUAGAGCUUCAGAAAGAAACUUACUGGGACUGUUAACUCGCAGAUUAUGCAGCCGCUGGGAAAGAUGGUGAUGGGGAACUGUGGAGCAACAACAUUCAUAUCCAAGUUCAGCUUUGAGGAUUGGAGAUGGUUGGUUUUCCUCCCAGUCGUAAACAUCUGAGUGGAGCUGCAGACUGGACUGGUUUCAGUGAAGCUUUGACUGAACUGUGCUGCAGAAACAUCAGUGUCGCCUGAGUUAUUCUGUAUAUUUAAGAUAUAUUGUCAUACAUAAAUAAAUGAUAUCAACACAAUUAGUCACUGUCAAUGAAUUUGGUUGCUUUUUAAUGAUGGAUUGCAAUUGUUAAGUUUGAUGUUUUUGGUAUCAGAAAUUCAAGUAAACUAGAAACUAAGGGGGGA
Molecule: messenger RNA, 1181 nt
Organism: Scomber scombrus (Atlantic mackerel)
Lineage: Eukaryota; Metazoa; Chordata; Actinopteri; Scombriformes; Scombridae
Gene: mrpl10
Product: mitochondrial ribosomal protein L10
Exons: 5
Coding region: 25-789 (254 amino acids)
Biological process (GO): translation
Cellular component (GO): mitochondrial large ribosomal subunit
Molecular function (GO): structural constituent of ribosome
Source: RefSeq, a predicted model, not a curated record